Molecule: messenger RNA, 2157 nt
Organism: Microplitis mediator
Lineage: Eukaryota; Metazoa; Arthropoda; Insecta; Hymenoptera; Braconidae
Exons: 7
Coding region: 7-2046 (679 amino acids)
Source: RefSeq, a predicted model, not a curated record
UUCAAGAUGCUUAAGAAAUUUUCUCUAGUUUACUGGAUAAAAAGCAAAAGUAUACAAACACUGGAGUCUAAUAAAAUUCCAGCUGCAUCGAGAUAUGAAGGAGCCACAGCAAGAUUAAAGUUCCAAGAUAAUAAAAACAAACCAAAAUAUCUUGAUGCUAAAAUUAUCCGAAUGAGUAAUGAUGAUAAAGAAUUAAAUGAGCUAGAGGUUGAUGAAGAAUCGGGAGAAAUUAUCGACCGUUCACAAAAGGCAUUUACGAAAAAAAUUUUAGCUUCAAGAAUUUUACUGCAGGAAGAAAAGAAAGAUUGUGAAAAACGAAAAAGAUCUGUUGAAAAAAAGCGUGAAGAAGAUGCUCUUAAUACUAAACCAUUUUUAGCGGAAGAAAAAGGACCUAAAUCAAAGAAAAUCAAACUAUCAAAAAUUACAAAAGGCACGACUUCAUUUCAAACUCUUCAUGAAGAACAAAAAGAAGUUAAUACGGUUACAAUGACAGUUAUUCCAUCAACUUCAUCCACCAGCGACCAAGUUAAGACACGAAGAUCUCAAAUACCGGAAAGUAAUUUAACAUCUGAAACUAAAGACAAUGAGGGCGAAGAAAAGGAAGAAGAAAUUAUGGAUUCAAUAUCACCAAAAAACGUUUGUUGGAUACCUGGUGUAACAACCGAGAUUUUAGCUUUUCACAAAAACCUUGUGGCAUCAAUGGAGUAUUCAUUAGAUCCUGGACGUCAAGAUGUUAUUAGUAAAGUGACGAAACUGACUAAGGAAAUUUUGACAAAUUCUGAAGAUAAGGUAGAAAUAUUUCCUAACACUGGCUGCUAUCUCCGUAAAUCCGUAAUGACAAGCAUAGAUCUUCUUAAUUUUAAAGAUAAUGAUUGGAAGAAAUAUCUCACUAAUAUUCUAGUGCAAAUGUUCGGGGACAAAUUAAAAUUUAUGUCAGUUAAAGGCUAUCGAGGAAAUGUAGCUCUGCAUCCAAAAAUUUGGCGAGCUCUUUUCAGUUUAAUAAAUGACAAGUCUGAAAGUCAAAUUUCUUCGAAGGUGUUUAACCAAGUGCUCAAUAAAGCGUGCACUAAUAGAAAAGCUACUUCCACUAAAAUCUCUGUUAUCAUUGAUGAGAAAAAAGAAAACGAAGAAGAUGACGAAGAAGAUGACGAUAAUGGAAAUUUAAACCAAGAUUUAUCGACUUUAUCGAAUCAUCAGUUCUUACCACCACGAUCUCCAUCCUCAUCACCGUGCUUCGAUAAUGAUUCAAGAACAUCAUCACUAGUAAUAGUUGACGACCAAGACAAAUUCGAACAAGUUUUGGAGAACAACAUUCAAAAAUCGCCAAGUACUGAACAGCAAUCAACCCUUAAGUCAACGAUUAAUCCUGCUCAUUCAAAAUCAAACUUCGAGAAUCAAUCAAUGGUUCCAUCAACAGCUCCAUCCACUCAAUCAAAUCUAUAUCCAAGUGCACAGUCAACAGUUACAUCGACAAUUACUUCAACUCACUCUAAUUCACACUAUCGCAAUCAAUCAAUGAUUCCAUCAACAGUUUCAUCCAGUGUUUCAAAUCCAUAUCCUCACGUACAGUCAACAGUUCCAUCAAUGAUUACUCCAACUUACUAUAAUCCACACUUUUAUAACCAAUCAAUGAUCUCACCAACAGUUUCGUCCACUUACUCGAAUCAAUAUCCUCAGAACCAAACCACUAUGACAUCUGUCAACUCACAUGCGUACCCUCAGCAUAAGUCAACAAGCAACUCUGCUCAAUCAACUGCGCACAUUCAGAACCAAUCCACUAUCACACCUACAAACUUAAAUUCAUACUCUCAGCAUCAGACAAUAGUUACUUCACCAAAUAGCUUACCUCACUCCAAUUCAUACUUUCCAAACCAACCAAUGAAUCCAUCAACAGCUUCACCCAUUUACUCGAAUUCAUAUUUAUAUAAUCAACCCCAAAAUGCUUUUACUGGAUAUCAUGGUGAACCUCAAUGGUAUUCACAUCAACAAAAUUAUUUUUCAAAUAACCAAGGUCAACACUACCAGCAUCAACAAAAUUUUAAUUAAAAUUUUAUGAAUCAAUAUUUACUAAAAAAAAGUUAUUUGUUCUUGUUCGAAUUUAUCAUUUUCUCAUUAUCGUUAAUAAGUUGUCCAAGAUUUUAUUUUCUAAAAAAAAUA